This is a messenger RNA of Malaya genurostris, 1067 nucleotides long. RefSeq lists its product as uncharacterized. NCBI's taxonomy places the organism in Eukaryota, Metazoa, Arthropoda, Insecta, Diptera, Culicidae. The transcript has 4 exons. The coding region runs from base 294 to 788 and encodes 164 amino acids. The record is from RefSeq and is a predicted model, not a curated record.
CCACGUGGUCGAACGAAAGUUGACUCAAAGCUUCUCUUCUAGUGGGAACAAUUGUGAAAACAUUCCAAAGUGCGCAAAAAUAAUUAAAAAAGGAUUUCACUAUCAUUCGGUACUGAUCUGCUUCCGAUCGAUUGGGGCGGUCUCCUCGAAAUGAUGAACGGACCAGAUUAAAAAUGUACGCCGGUGAAUUGUGAUCUCGCCUGGCAGGAGUGCAGUGCAAAGGCGGCUGUUUUUUUUGUUUUGCACUGGAUGUUUGUGUAAAUUACCGCAAGGAAAAUCAUUUCGAAACAAACAUGAAGAGAGCAAUAAUUCAAAUAACUCUGUGGAUGGUGCUGUUGGUGUCCAAUUUGGUGUUUAGUAGAGCAACAGGUGGCAAGGCGAAAGAAAAAUCACUGGAAGUACCACGGAUUAUGGAAGUGCAGUACGAUGACUAUCCAAUGAUAGUACCCAAAAGGGCUGCAAUGUUGCUUGACCGCCUGAUGGUCGCCUUGCAUCACGCAUUGGAAAAGGGCGAAGGGCAAGACGGUUCCGGAAGGCCCAUCAACAAGGUGUACCGGGAUGCCAAGUAUGGAGGCCGCCCGGUCACAACCGGGAUGGUCAAACAGCACCAGUCACCGCCCCUCACACCGCCCUUAUUGCCGGGCAAAACGGAGCAACUGAUGAAGUCCUACUAUGCCGAGGCAGAGGCCGAAGACUCCGAAGUGGAAAAUGCAAUACCCGAUGAGCUGGAGGAGCUCGAGGGUCGCAAGGAACUGCUGGACGAAAUGGUAAAAAACGAUUUAUAUUGAUGGACAUUCAAACGAGGGGCACUGAAGACAAAACGAAAAAGGGCCGUUAUUGGAAGUGUUACUUCAAUGCUGUCAGUUGUUUUUGAAUAGUUGGAUGCGUUAGCGGAGGAAAAGUUUAUGCGACACGAAAUAUGCACAAUCAGAACACUAAUCUUAAAUAGGGGCACUACAUAUGAAGCAGAAAAAAGCUUGAGGGCAAGAAAGAACUGAAAUUUCAACAAGGACUAUAAAUUCAUUACUUGCUGUAUAAUAAAAUUAUACACUAUCACUUACAGCAGA